Aspergillus melleus is the source of this 2613-nucleotide messenger RNA. RefSeq names its product DDHD family phospholipase. Gene Ontology annotation, cellular component: cytoplasm. Gene Ontology annotation, molecular function: metal ion binding; glycerophospholipase activity. The record is from RefSeq and is a predicted model, not a curated record. The coding region runs from base 1 to 2613 and encodes 870 amino acids. The transcript is spliced from 5 exons. NCBI's taxonomy places the organism in Eukaryota, Fungi, Ascomycota, Eurotiomycetes, Eurotiales, Aspergillaceae.
AUGUCCCAGGAACAGCAUGGCGCCCGGGAAUUAUUUUUGGAGGCAACAUCACAGAAUGUUACCACAACCGCAACUUCUCACCCCAACAUUGCCCACCAACACAACCAAGACGUGCUACAGCAAUCCAAAGGUGAAGAUCACACAGUUACACACACACAUCGACUAAGCCUUCGUCGCUAUCCUAGGGAUUGCCCUCCCUUGCGAGUAAGAUGGUUCUAUGCUGUGGACUCUCCUAAAUGGAAACCUCUGUUAUGGGAUCAAAAGAAGGACGCCUCGAAACCCCCGCCGCCACCCAAAAAAUUCGUCCCUUUUUCAUCCAAAGACUCUCACGCCAUAGAGACCGCCUUCCAGAGGCUUUCCGAUAUCGAGGCCGCUCGCGAACAGUCCAGGCACGCCGAAACCAGUGGAAGGCCGCAAGACAGCACUACCAAAGUUGCCGUCAAUGAAGACUAUCUUUUUGACGUGGAUGUGGAACGAAGGGAGCUUUCCCCGGCUUAUUGGGUAGGACCUGUUUACGAAGUUCGUCGUGGAACAUGGUUCUUCCAGGAUGGGUCUUCAAUCAAGCCAUGCGAGGAGAACCUAGCCACACAACUCGAAGAGGGGUACCUCAAAGUGAAACCAUGGCGCUACAACGGUGCCCAUGACACCGCUGUACAAGACUCGGCGUACUCAAAGAUAUCUGGUACGGCGCCUGGGACUUUGCCCAAUUCGGUCGAGAAUGACGGGCCUGCGGCGCCUGCCUCGGCCGGUGGAUCCCGGAACUAUCGUCUCUUUGGUGCUUAUAUGAAAAGUAUCGUAACCUACCAGGAUCACACGGCAGCAUUGAUUACGAAUGAUGAUUUCAUGUCUCGGGUGAGCACAACCGUGUACCAGAAGCUAGGUGGAGUGCCCGGCACAAAACUAGUUCGUGGCUUCAUGGAGACCGGGAAAGAAAAGGUACCCUCGAGCACGCGGAGAUCUGCAGAAGAACUGUUGCCUGGGGCACCCAUGAAAGGACUGGGGCCUCACGAGACAGGCACUAAUGGCUCAUCGGAUGCUGAGGUAGCUCAUAGUCAAUCUCCGGAAGGCAGCUCCGCAAACGGUUUAUCGAAAUCAACACUGGAGCAGCAGAUGUCCUCUCUAACAUGCGAAACUCAAGACGAGGCCCAGCUUGAUGAACAAGCGCGCAGACAGGAGGAAAAGGAGAUGGAGGAUUCACGAGAAGUUGACAAUGACGACAGAGAGCGACAGAUUGAUCAUCUGGUCCUCGUCACACAUGGCAUUGGCCAGCGACUUGGGUUACGAUUAGAGAGCAUAAAUUUCAUACACGAUGUGAAUGUUUUACGCAAAACCAUGAAAAGCGUCUAUAAAGCCUCACCUGACCUCCAGGCUCUCAACUCUGUUUUCGCAGAUAGCCUGACAAACUGUCGUGUUCAAGUACUACCUGUGUGCUGGAGGCAUCUACUUGACUUCCCAUAUCGAGGAGCAAGACACAAUCGCAAAGAGCUUGAUCUUGCUGAUGCAGAUUUCCCCGAAGAUGACCCGUUCCCUAGCUUAGCUGAUAUCACUUUGGAAAGUGUACCGGCGGUUCGAAAUCUAAUAUCUGACUUGGCAAUGGAUGUCCUCCUAUAUCAGAGCGCCUACCGUGCGCAUAUAUCCAACAUCGUCAGUCAGGAAAGUAAUCGAAUCCUGAAACUCUUCAAGGAACGAAAUCCGUCUUUCAGCGGAUCGGUUAGUCUCUGCGGACACUCACUUGGCAGUGCCAUUCUCUUCGACAUUCUUUGUCGCGAGCCGCUUGCUCGAGAGUCAGAGCAGAAAAUACCCGUAGAAAGAACAAGUGCACCAACAACCAAAUCACGGAAUCAGCAACUGCAUUUUGAGUGCGAGGAACUUUUUUGCCUUGGUUCUCCCAUCGCCCUUUUCCAAAUGCUCAAGGGAAAGACGAUUGCAGGGAGGUCAGCACCAGACACUAGCAAAGCCGGAAUGCCGCUUUACCCAGGUGGAAAAAACGAUGAAAUCAGAUCUACCGAUAGCCAAGAUCUAGUGUCUUCCCCGAAAUGCCGUCGAUUGUACAAUAUUUUCCACCCCUCGGACCCAGUGAGCUAUCGUAUCGAGCCUCUCAUUUCACCGGCGAUGUCAUCGUUGAGGCCACAGCCUUUACCUUCUGUGAAGAAGAGUUUAUGGGCUACAUCUGGUCAAAGCCUUUCAAUAAUAGGUAGUCGUGUGGGGCAAAGUGUUGGAUCUCUUUGGAACAAUUUCACCUCUGGUGUUGCAAGUAGUCUGCUAAACCGCAGUCUUGGUCUCAACUCUGAUGAAGACACAUCUCAAAUUUCCUCAGGCGAGGGCUAUCAAAUGCAACAAUCAAUAUUGUCCUCCGGCACUGAUACCACAGAUUCUCAUAACGACCGGCAUCCUACGCUCAUAGACUCGGGCUUGGAAACGCUCUAUGAAGGUUUCCAGAGGACCAGGCAAGAUGAAAGAUCAGAGUCUUCGAGCUUUGCUGGUCAUUCAUCCAUCCAAAAUGAAGUACCAGAUGAUCGUUUGAAGAAGAUACGGAACGAAGAUGCCAAAGUGAGAGCACUUAACAGUAAUGGACGGGUUGAUUACAGUAUUCAAGAGCAAGGGGGCUUUUGA